ACCGGGCGGGCCGGAAUGACGUCUCACGGCGCGCGCAAGAAAAGCGACAUCACGCGAGCCGACGGGCGGACGGCUCCCGUGUCAGAUCGUCGGCGGGAUGACGUCAUGGGGUAUUUAAAGCGCGCGUGCGGGUGGCCACGUGACAGAGGCGGUCGCAGCUGCUGCUGGCGGCUGAGCUUGGAGCAAUAUUUUGGGGCAGCAAUGGGUCGUCGUCCCGGGAGGCCACUCCCGCCGGCCCUGAACCUGGCCGCACUCUUGCUGCUGCUGCUCACGGGGGAGCCCCGCAGCCUCGCGGAGGCCCAGCGGGCCCCGUGUAACGCGAGCGCGACCCCCCCGGGUGGGUUGUUCAGCUUCUGCCCGCUCUCGAUGGACGGGCGUCCCGUGCCCCUCGAGCGGUACCGGGGCCGCACCACCCUCGUCGUCAACGUGGCCACCUUCUGAGGGCUCACGAGGACGCAGUACCCCCUCCUAAAUGCACUGAUGGAGGAAUUCUCACAGCACGGCCUGGUCAUCCUGGGCUUCCCAUGUAACCAGUUUGGCCUGCAGGAGCCUGGGACGGACGCUGCUGAGAUUUUGAACGGCUUGCGCUAUGUGCGCCCUGGCGGCGGGUUCGUGCCCAACUUCCCCCUGUUCAAGAGGAUUGACGUGAACGGAGACUCCGAGGCCCCACUCUACACGUUUCUCAAGGCGUCCUGCCCAGCCCCUGUCGAAAGAUUUGAAAAGAUGAAAUCUCUCUUCUACGAGCCACUCAAGUCCAGCGACCUGCGGUGGAACUUUGACAAGUUUCUCGUGGACGCUCAGGGACGGCCCUAUAUGCGGUAUGAUCGCCUGGCACCGUUUGAACUCGUCAGGGGUGACCUCGUGCAGCUGCUGAGAUCGCAGACGAGCCGAACGAAUCGCGUCACGACCCGCGCCCAGGCCUACACCUAUGCCUUCAGACGCCGCCAGUAGCCGCAGUGCUUUGUGUAGCUCCUUUCUGUCGCUUGUGUGUGGCUUGCGUAAGUAAGUUUAUUUUCGGAUAAAAAAACAAUUAUACCUUUGUUGCAUUGAGAUUAGUAACGUUUUGCCAGAAUUUAAAAUGCCUGCUAAAAAUUUAUCAUAUACAUUUUAGAAACUAGAAACUGAAAAGUGCCAAUAUAAAUUGUUUUUGCAUUUUACAUAUUGUGAACUUAAGGAUAAACAAGUAAAAUGUAAGCUAGUUUGUCAUGUGCAAUCUACAUAAUUUGGAUAAACCUCAAAUUAACUCCAAUGUAAAAAAAAAGUGCACGUUAGGUACAGUAUUGUUAUAUUGUUAACACCAGUGCUGCUUUGCAGGCAUUAAACUCUGGGUAGCACAAUUGGGCAUUGUCAAUAUUUAGCACCGGCAACCUCAUUUCGCGAUGCACGACUCAUCUGCAAGCAUGGCCCUGUGCGUGUCCUUUAAAGCCACGGAGGCGUUUGGGCCUUUGUUACACACCAAACACUGAUCACGUAAGAAUAAGUCGUUCAAAUGUUGGCCACUUCCUCCGAGAGCAAGGGAUUGUGACGGGUGCUUGGGAAAGGCUAUGGCCACCGAGCCACCCUGAGUUGCGGAGGCGUUAGGGGGUACUGGCUCGCUUGGCAUUGUGCAUUUUGCCAAACGGACCGAACCCCACCACCUCUGCCCUUGCUCUCGGCACUCCCACUGUGCAGGUGUUGAGAUACUGCUACUGCACAUGAACAGGGCCAGCGUGCAGAGGUGUGUGCACGUGUUCAGGGUUGCCGCCUUCCAGAUUUACCUGUUGUAUUGUAUGCCAUGUUCUCUGCUUGUGAUUCGUAAUAAAGCAUCAUUCUGCUGUUG
Molecule: messenger RNA, 1819 nt
Organism: Lethenteron reissneri (Far Eastern brook lamprey)
Lineage: Eukaryota; Metazoa; Chordata; Hyperoartia; Petromyzontiformes; Petromyzontidae
Product: glutathione peroxidase-like
Biological process (GO): response to oxidative stress
Molecular function (GO): glutathione peroxidase activity
Source: RefSeq, a predicted model, not a curated record